CCUGUCACUUCCAUCUCCCACUGACCCACUUGCUGAGGUUUCCUGCCGUGCCGUCCGCCAUUCCUCAAACCAAGAAAAACCAAAAGAAGAGAACCAAAAAAGCCAAGGGGACAGAGCCAAAAGCGCCACUGACGGUGGACCGAAAGAUUUCCGCAUCAUUAAUUGAUGGUCCAUGUUCUCUGGCGUCGCACUCGUGUCCUCACGGAGAAUCUGAAGAGGGUCUGCGCGCGCGUCUGUAACUGAGCGGCUUCGUUUCAUCUUCUUGUUCAGAGAGCCUGCCUUGUGAGAUAAAUUAAUCUGCUUGAGACCGCCCUUCAUUUCUUCCCGGCCCUUGUUGAUGUUUUCGUCUUGUUCUUUUUAAUGUGCGAAUGGUUAUUUUAUUAGCUUGAUCCUCGUAUGGACAGCCCGUCGCCUCUACUUAAGGAUCGCAGAUCGAUUCUUGCCUGGCACUGACUGGACAGUAUCUUGAUUCUAAUGGCAUCUAAAUUUGGAACGUGGGUGGCGAUCGUAAUAAAUAUAGCGGUGCUGAUGUACCGAAAAUCUGAGCCUCACACCUAUGUCUGGGAGAAUCUCCCCUUUUAGCAAAUGCAUGAUAAAAAUGGGCUCCACCCAUUUUAGAUUUUUUUUUCUCUCUUUUCCAGUCCAGUCCCUUUAGUCUAAUUUAGUCAAUGGGUUGGUUAUCUUUAAGACGAACCGAUUGGCAAGCAGAUACUCUUUUUGGAGAUCGGUGUUGAUUAAAGAUCUUCUGUGUUGAUUACCGGGUAAGCGUUCGGUCGUGGUUUAAUUGCUUCUUUCUAUUCUGCUUGGGGUUGGAAUCUGGUUUUCAGAAUCGCAGGGAAUAUUGUUCUUUUUCAAUGGCUUAAGUGAAAGAUAAAUUUUUAUGGGUUUAUGGGGCUGGAGUUUCUUCUUUUCUUCAGAUAAAAAGAAAUUUUUUGUAUGAUGAUACCAAUGGAACCAGCGAAUAUGAUCUUGGUGUAAUUAUUCAUCAUAAACUUAAGUAGAUGUGUUACGCGGAGUGAAAUGAUUUGCUUGAUGGCCUCUGGUUGACAGCUUUGUAGGUUCUGUUAGAAACUUGGUAUCUGAAGGUAAUGCCUUUUCCUUUCUGAUAGUAUGCGAGAUUUUAGAUGAACAUUUUUUCCUGCAUCUUAUUAUGUCUCAGCAUGUUUAACAUGUUAGAAUGAAGCACAAAUGAGUUUCGAGGUCAAGACCAUCACUUUUAUCUUUCUGAUGACAUUAUGGUUUACCAUCCGUUUCAUUGGUCAUUUUCAUGUUAAAACUCAAUUCUGCAUAUGAUUUGUUCACAUGUCAUCAAUGAAUGGAUUAUCGUGAUUAUAAUAUCUCUUACCUUUUAAAGGAGGAAUGAAGACUACCAUUUAAUCGGUUGCUUCUAUCCUUCCAUCAAUGUGCCAAACCUUAGAGAUUGGAUGGAGAAAGCUUUUGUGUUGUAGAAAUAACGGUUAAAUGAUUGUUCUGUUAUACCUCUUUCUCAUUGUGCCACCUCCGUUGAUCUCAUUGUUCAUAUUCUGCAGCUAUUGUGUAAUUAAAUAAAUUAAUUACCUCACUCAAAUCCUUGCUCAUAGUGAUGUUGCUUGUAUCUCCCUUACAAAAGUUUCUUCUUGUGGAAUCCAGCAUGUAUACGGAUGAAAUAGACUUCCUCCAGUCACAGAAUUUGUGUUCUUCUGCUGGAUAUCUUAAUGCCUCUUGACAUUGAUCAAGAAAAGAUGCAUGGUGUUCUUCAAAAGUCCCAUAGCCGUGUUCAGCCUGUCUCUGACAGAGGGAAUGCUUCCUUGCUGAUGAAAUCUUCAUAUUGGAAUAAUUUCAGAAAUUCAGAGGAUCAGGCACGAUCUGUCCUUUGCGGGAUCUCCAAUCAUAGGUGUACUAUGUUGACCUUCCUUACCCUUGAAUCUGAUGGAACUUGGAGAAUUGUCACUAUACCUCUUCAAUAUCCUGAACAGAGAGGCCUCCUGCUUUAUGGUGCUCACACAAACAUGGAUAGACUGCACCCAAUAUUUAGCCAAGCUGUCAUUGCUGCUGACAAUAAUCGACGAAAAGCACAUAAAGGGCCUCCAGGUGGUGGUUCUCUCUUAAUGCACUCAAGUACAGUGAGAGACCCUUGUGCAAAUGAUCCUGUGGAGCUUACUGAUGGAGACAAGGCUGACAAGGAUAUGAGCAAAAAUUCAAGAAAUAAAGCAAGAAGAAAACGGAAACACAGGAAGAGUCUUCCAUUUAAUGGUAUUUUGAGGCAAUUGGAAGUUUUAGCUGAGGAUUAUGACCAUGGUAGCUCAAUAUCCAGAACCUGUGGUAUGAAAAAUGAGAUUGAUGGUGAAUGCAUAGUUCCAUUUAGGACUGGUUCAGAACUUCAGCUCAAAGCUGAAAAGAGUGAAGGCAUUGACUACUCUGAAACACCACGGACAAGCAUCUCUGAUUUUUAUGGAAGAGACACAUCUGAAACUGCUGCUGCUUCUUUGGUUCCGAUUACCCAUGGGCAGAGUGCUAGUUUCAACGAUGGGGAUGAAUUCAAAGGAGAUUCUCGUGAUCAUUGCAAAGAGACAAGGCAAGAGAAUUUGGAUAGCAGCAUCAUUAUGCCACUGGUUGUGCCUUGCUGUGAUAAUAGGGUGAAUAAAUUAGAAUUUAACAGUCCGAGUGCCAGUAAAAUGGGGAGUGUUGGGAAUUCACAUCAACAAGCUGGAAAAGGUAAUAAUUAUCCUGUUUGGCAGAAGGUACAGCAGAAACAUGACCAUGAGUGUGUCGAUGACACUAAGAAGUCACGCUCUACUGAGUCAAAAAUCGACAUUUCCUGGAGAAAGGCUCCGUCACUUAAACAAAAUGGCAAAGUUGCUGAGGGGAAUAUGGAAUUUAGAAAUGAAAGUAAGCCGCAGUCACAUCCUCAAUUUUUGCGUAAAUCAAAACGAACAGGCUUUUUAGAUUCAAAAAUCGAAUUUGAUGUCCAUUCUAGGAAGGGAUCUUUCACUAACAAGGCCAAGCUUGAAAAAUCAAGUGCUUCGACAAAGAUCCGGCCAUGUGUGAAAAAUACUUCAAUGCCAUCUCAAGUGAAUCAAAAUGAAGGGGAGACUGAAUCGAAAUUUGUCUCUCAGAAACCGCCAAAGACCCUUUACGGUGAUGCUUCUAUUCUGGACAAUGAAGAUGCAAAAGAUGAGGAUAAUUCAUUACCAGUAUAUUGCACUCAGUCUAACCAUGUCAAUCAUUCUGAGCUUCAAUCUUCAGCAUCAGCUCCCCAUCUUUUAGCUGAUGAAAUUUCUCCGCUAGGAAGACAAGUUUCUGUAGCUGACUGUAGUAAGCAGAAGUGUAGCUCUGGAUCUCUUACACAGAAAUGGGUGCCUGUUCGCAUGAAGAAUUCUCUGUCAACAGACCACAUCAGAUUGGACAGUUGUCUGGGACGUUCUUAUGAUGCAACUGUUGAGGACAUGACUUUACUACAUCCCAAAGAUAAAAUAGGCUUAAAUGAUGAAAAUGAUAUUGAAACAGGAGCUAUGUGCAGGUUCAAGGAGUCUAAAAUGGAGAAUUAUCCACCCUGUGAUGAUGAAAGUCAGGUUGAGCCCUUGAGAAAUGAGAAAUCAUGCAUGCUUAAAGAGCAGAACCGCGAGCUUGUGCCUUGUAGCUUCUCAAGGGAUGAAUCAGAAAAUCAGAAAAGCUCUGUGGUUCAAAUUCAUCUAGACAAGUUAAUGAGGGCUAUACAAGAAGCAUAUAGGAUACAGUUGGCCUCAGAAGCUGUUCAUCUUGUAACUGGUGGACCCAUUGCAGAGUUUGAGAGGCUGCUACAUUUUACUUCUCCAGUUCUUUGCCAAUCACAGGGUAUGGUUGGUUGUAAGACUUGCCCAAGAGAAUGGGUUGUUGGCUCAUUACUCUGCCAACAUGAGAGACCCAAUGUAUCUCUGGAAUGCCUGUGGCAGUGGUACAAGAAACAUACCAGUUAUGGGUUGGAAGUUAGGGGUGAAGAUUACAUUAACUCAAAUAGAAUAGGUGUUGAUCGUUUUUCGUUUCGUGCCUACUUUGUUCCUUAUUUGUCAGCUGUCCAGCUGUUCAAGAAAUGCAGCAGCAGAUCAACCUGCAGCAUAGAUGGGGUUCCCGGAUUUGAGUUGGAGGUUAAUGAAAGAUCUGAAAAAUCUGUUCUCAGUGGCCUUCCCACAUUCUCAUUACUAGUACCUCAGGCUCGUAAUGGAGGUGCAGGCAACUUUCUUCAUGCAGAUGACAUGUCUACUUGUCAAUCUUCACCUUCUUCUGGAAAUAACAUGUCCAGUCCUACUGACAAUGAGCAGUUUAAGGAUUUAGAACUGCUUUUUGAGUAUUUUGAGGUGGAGCAACCUCAGCAGAGACAGCCUUUAUAUGACAAGAUCCAAGAGCUUGUUGGCGGUUGUGGGCCAUCUCAUUCCAGAAUUUAUGGAGAUCCUUCAAAAUUAAACUCUGCAAAUCUAUGUGAUUUGGACCCAAGAUCAUGGUACUCAGUCGCGUGGUAUCCCAUCUACAGGAUUCCUGAUGGUAAUUUUCGUGCAGCGUUUCUGACGUACCACUCGCCCGGGAAUUUGGUUCGUAGAGAAGCCACUUUUGAUUCUGUCAAUAUGAACCCUUGUAUAGUAUCUCCCGUAGUGGGUCUGCAGAGUUACAAUUGCCAGAGUGAGUGCUGGUUCCAGUUGAAGCCCUCUGCAGUAAGCCAGAGAAAGGAAGUCUUAAGCUUAGAUCCACCAAAGAUCCUGAAGGAGCGGUUGAGGACGCUCGAGGAGGUAGCUUCACUGAUGGCCACAGGUGCUGUCACUAAAGGAGAUCGUAGCACGGUGAAUCGACAACCUGAUUACGAGUUUUUCGUGUCCAGAAGACGCUAGUGAGCUACCUAGGCGUUGCAGUCUUCUUAGUCAUCGUUGUUAUUUUCUCGCUUUCUUUGAUUGUAUAGGUUUCGCCAUUUCUGUACAUAGCAUCGAUGUACAUUCUUUUCCCCUUGCCGAAAGAAACCCAGAGUCCUUUUUUUUUUUUUUGACUAAUGGAGUGUAAGUGGCACUAUCCUGAAGUCAAAUCAGUUCUUAGACUUUGAUUCAAAUACAUGUCAAGAAUUCGUCACUCU
Eucalyptus grandis is the source of this 5074-nucleotide messenger RNA. RefSeq lists its product as uncharacterized. NCBI's taxonomy places the organism in Eukaryota, Viridiplantae, Streptophyta, Magnoliopsida, Myrtales, Myrtaceae. The record is from RefSeq and is a predicted model, not a curated record. The transcript has 10 exons. Bases 1695 to 4838 code for a protein of 1047 amino acids.